UGGCUUUGCUCUGCCCACUUCAUACUGCCUGGGUAGGACAAGGGGCUGGGACACAGCAGGAUCCCCACGGGAUGCACCUGGCCACCAGGACAGCAUGACCCUAGCACACUGUGGCCCCUCUCUAUGAGAGCAGGGUUUCCUGUGGGAUUUCUGCUCCCUCCCAUUUCCGGAUGGGGUGGAAACACUGCUUGGCCCCGCUCGGCGCGGGUGUCCCUUUGUCCUGCCUGCAGCUCUGUCCCAGCACUAGGGCUCACUGCAGAGAUCUGCAACCUGCACUGACCCGUCCCCGUCAUCCUUCACUUCCCACUUCCAUUCCUUCCUCUCCUCUGUCAAGGCACAGAGGCAAUCCCAAAACCCAGUCACCCUGGCUCCAUUCCCCCUGCCUACCAGUGAAACCCCUCCCUACGUUUUGGGGACCUCAGCCCUCACGGACCCUCAAGAGGGUUGGCUUGUUUAGAGGCUUUGGACUUCAAAACCAACAAUAUGAAUUUUAGCCCCAUCCAUCAGCUGGGCACAGGGAUCAAAGUCAUCCCAGCCCAAACAUGCAUGGAACCGAGGGGCACCGGUGAGAAAUGCCGGAUUGCCCCCAGUAACAAAGUCCCAUCGCACCAGCCCUGUUCUUAUCCCCAUAAUCUCCAUUUCGGCCCCAAAUUCCCUCUAACUCCGCACCAAUGAGGCACACACUGACAUCUGGGGGGUUUUGCACGGCGCCGGGAUCGGGGCAAGGAAAAGGAAUUCGUGCCGGCGGUGGGAACCGGCCUCACAUUCCUGCCGGCCGCGAAGGGAGGGCCGGAGGAGGGCUGGGACGGGAAGGAGGAGGGUCCGCCACCGCCCGCGCCCCACGUCCCGGCUCAGAGCCAGGCACGGGAGCGCCCGCAGAGCUUCUCUCCCCAUCCCGGAGCUGAGACGCUGGCUGAGCCGAUGACAGCGGUGGGCAGGAGGUUUCCCACCCUGGGACAGGGCAGCCACCAUGAUGGCCUGGAGUCCGGCAGCGAAUACGUGAAGUUCUCCAAGGAGAAAUACAUCCUUGACUCGUCACCGGAGAAACUUCACAAGGAGCUGGAAGAGGAGCUGAAGCUGAGCAGCACCGACCUGCGCAGCCACGCGUGGUACCACGGCCGCAUCCCGCGGGAGGUCUCAGAGAGUCUCGUGCAGAGGAACGGCGACUUCCUCAUCCGCGACUCGCUCACCAGUUUGGGUGACUACGUGCUGACGUGCCGCUGGCGCAACGAGCCCCUGCACUUCAAGAUCAACAAGGUGACGGUGAAGUCCAGCGACAGCCGGAGCCGCGUGCAGUACCUCUUUGAGCAGGAGAGCUUUGACAACGUGCCCGCCCUCGUCCGCUUCUACGUGGGCAAUCGCAAGGCCAUCUCCGAACAGAGCGGUGCCAUCGUCUACUGCCCCAUCAACCGCACCUUCCCCCUGCGCUACCUGGAGGCCAGCUAUGGGCUCGCCAACGGCAAGCACGGGGGGUCCCACAGCCCGGCCUCCCAGAAGGGAGGGCACAUCAAGAGGAGGAGCAUCACCAUGACAGACGGGCUGACGGCCGAUAAGAUCACCAGGGCCGAAGGGUGCUCCACCAGCGUGUCCCUGCCACACCACAGGGACAUCAUCCGCAACUGUGCUGUCAGCGUGGACCAGAUCCAGGACCUGCACUCCCCAAUGUCACCCAUCUCAGAGAACCCCACCUCACCUGCAUACAGCACAGUGACACGGCUAAAGCCUCAUACCUGCCAAGCAGCUGGGAUCACCCCGGCCUCCCCGGUCAUCAGAAGGUCCAGUGAGCCCCAGCUCUGCCCGAGUAGCAGCAACAAACCUCUGCCAGACCCUGCGCACAGCACCCACUCCACGCCAUGCCACGGCUACGCCCGCGCCUCCCCCUCUCCCUCUGUGAACAGCUACAGUGACCCCGACACGGGGCACUACUGCCAGCUGCACCCCACCUCACCCGUCAGCAGAGAGCGGCCGGCUCACGACACCAAGCAGCUGCCGGCAAAGAGCUACGUGGAAAGGCUAAAGGUGGAGGAAGGGCAGAGAGGGACUGUGGAGAACGGCUCUGGGGAAGCGGAGGCAGGGCAGAGGCUGAAAGGAGAGCGGGACUUUGCGGGCUUUGUGCCCCCCACGGUGGAGACGUGCUCCUCCUUCAACCCGGCAGCAUUCCAGUCCCUGCUCAUCCCCCUGGAGAACAAGCCCCUGGAGAUGGCUGUGCUCAAGAAGGUGAAAGAGCUGCUGGCGGAUGUGGAUGCGAAGACACUCGCCAAACACAUCACCAAAGUGGACUGUCUGGUUGCUCGGAUAUUGGGUGUAACUGCAGAGAUGCAGCGGCUCAUGGGGGUGAGCUCCGGCAUGGAGCUGCUCACCCUGCCCCAUGGCCACCAGCUUCGGCUCGACCUGCUGGAACGGUUCCACACCAUGUCCAUCAUGAUCGCCGUGGACAUUCUGGGCUGCACGGGCAGCACAGAGGAGCGGGCAGCCCUGCUCCACAAAACCAUCCAGCUGGCUGCCGAGCUGAAGAGCACCAUGGGCAACAUGUUCAGUUUUGCGGCUGUGAUGAACGCCCUGGAAAUGGCACAGAUCGCACGGCUGGAGCAGACCUGGAUGGUGUUGCGGCAGCGGCACACAGAGGGUGCCAUCCUCUAUGAGAAGAAGCUGAAGCCAUUCCUGAAGAGCCUGAAUGAAGGGAAAGAAGGGCCACCGCUGACCAACACCACCUUUCCCCACGUCAUGCCCCUGGUGACUCUUCUGGAGCGGGACGACGCGCUGAUGGACAGCCCUGAGCCCUGGGAGGCCACGGACAAUGGCGUGGAGGUGGUCAUGGCCCACCUGGAAGCUGCACGGAUGGUGGCCCACCACGGCGGUCUGUACCACACCAACGCCGAGGUGAAGCUGCAGGGUUUCCAGGGCAGAGCGGAACUGCUGGAGAUCUUCAGCACCGAGUUCCAGCUGCGGCUGCUCUGGGGCAGCCGUGGUGCUGAGAGCAGCCAGGCUGAACGCUACGAGAAGUUCGACAAGGUCCUUACUGCCCUGUCCCACAAGCUGGAGCCGGCAGUGCGCUUCAGCGAGCUGUAACCCCCCCCCAGCAAUGGAAAGCCUCUCCAUGAGGGACACAGUGGCAAUGUGGGGACAAGGAGGAGGAACAGCAGCCACUUCCAAUCCGCCACUCACCUCCCUGGCACUGCCACUCCAAGGGAUGGGGACAGCGUCCAUCACCCAGCCCUGCCGCAGUCCAUGGCUGCAUGGUGCCCCUCUCCUCCUCUUUCAGGUUCCUUCCCUUCCCAUCUCCCUCUCGCCCAUGGCUGCUGGGUCCCACUUGUAAAUAUGUUUCCACGGUCAUUUCUGGAUGUACAGAUUCGCGGACAGUUCCUGGUGUAAAUACUUAGGCUCAUGCAUUUUGUCCUGUAAAUACAUGUACAUAGCUCACGGCCUUGGUUCUUACAUACAAUAAACUUUUACGCUCUCUCUGGAGGCACUCCUCCA
Messenger RNA from Centrocercus urophasianus (Greater sage-grouse), 3477 nucleotides. RefSeq names its product SH2 domain containing 3C (gene SH2D3C). NCBI's taxonomy places the organism in Eukaryota, Metazoa, Chordata, Aves, Galliformes, Phasianidae. The record is from RefSeq and is a predicted model, not a curated record. Gene Ontology annotation, molecular function: guanyl-nucleotide exchange factor activity; phosphotyrosine residue binding. Bases 922 to 3069 code for a protein of 715 amino acids. Gene Ontology annotation, biological process: small GTPase-mediated signal transduction; positive regulation of peptidyl-serine phosphorylation. The transcript has 11 exons.